Molecule: messenger RNA, 378 nt
Organism: Knipowitschia caucasica
Lineage: Eukaryota; Metazoa; Chordata; Actinopteri; Gobiiformes; Gobiidae
Source: the annotation of a GenBank genome assembly
AUGCUGCAGUACCACCCCGGGCCUGUGGGGGUGGACCCUGACAUGCUGCAGUACCACCCCGGGCCUGUGGGGGUGGACCCUGACAUGCUGCAGUACCACCCCGGGCCUGUGGGGGUGGACCCUGACAUGCUGCAGUACCACCCCGGGCCUGUGGGGGUGGACCCUGACAUGCUGCAGUACCACCCCGGGCCUGUGGGGGUGGACCCUGACAUGCUGCAGUACCACCCCGGGCCUGUGGGGGUGGACCCUGACAUGCUGCAGUACCACCCCGGGCCUGUGGGGGUGGACCCUGACAUGCUGCAGUACCACCCCGGGCCUGUGGGGGUGGACCCUGAAGAAGAAUUAGACCUCUCAGUUCUGUUCAUGGGUCUAUUCUAG